AGAUAUCCAAGACAUAUUGUAAUAUAAUAUAUGAAGGUUUAACUGGUGAUUACUGAUCGUGUACCGUUUGACCGGUCCGGACCAGCGCAGUCGAGUCAGUUCAUUUUUGUCGUUUUCAUUCGAUCUGACACCGCGAACGAAUGAAGUCAAUAAAUAUAACCUACGAUUACGUACAGGUUAUCAAUAGCUAUAUAAUAGGUGUUUGUGAAAUACGGAUUUAAACGAAAUAUCUAUUUUGUCGAUACAAUUUUGAUAGGUACAUAUUAUUGUUAUACAGUUAGUAUGUAGGCAAAUUUAUCUUCGGUGGCGCAGUUUUUUUUCUACACGAUAUAACUUAAUAUACCUAUUCUAUUCAAUUAUAAUAUUAUAUUGGAGAAAAUCGGUUACAACGAAUAAUGGCCAACACGUCCAAAACCUGCAUCAUGGACACCGUCAACAAGGGCGUACAUCUGUCCGGUGCCGUGCUCUUCACUUACUCACUUUACUAUUAUUACACAUACGUCAACAUACCAGCCCGCCUCAACCCCCUAGAUGAGGCCUUUGGCGGGAAAUUCAAAUAUCUAACUUUCUGCAAUAUGGUCAUCCAAACCGUUUUCUACCUGUACGCGGUAUUCGUAGAUCACAUCGCUGUGCGUACUUGCUCAGCUGUCACGUCAGAGUCGCUUAAAAGAAGCAAACACAAUUUUUUUACAAUUUUUGCAUUCCCCCUGUCGAUGUUUAUUGCCGUAAGCUUUUGGCCAAUGUGGUUUGCUGAUAAAUCUUUAGUUAUGCCUCUGCACUAUGAUCUAUACUUCCCGUCUUGGCUGAAUCAUGUUACACAUGCGCAUAUUUUUAUAUUUGCAAUAUUAGAAAUGAUCACAACUUACAGAGAAUAUCCAUCCAGGAUUACAGGGUUGUCUGUUUUUAUUACUUUUAAACUUUGCUAUUUGGUUUGGAUUAACUAUGUAUUUUACAAGAGUGGCAUGUGGGUUUAUCCUAUUCUUGCGAAACUAAACUUACCAUUGAGAGUGAUGUUCUUCACCGGAACCUUUUUAUAUGCUCCAUUUACCUAUCUAGUUGGUGAAUAUUUUAAUAACAUUUACUGGGGUAUUCGUCCUUCAAAUAAAUCCAAUACAACAAAGAAAGAAUAAAACGAAUACAAUAGGUAUUAAUUUGGCAUCAUACUCAAUUUUAUAUGUUUAAUGUACCUGAAUGUCCAGAUUUUUAGGUACUUAUAAAUCGCAUGUAUGUGUUAUUUAAUUUUGAAUUGUAUAAAAUAUAUCAAAAUGAGAUCUAACCUAUAAUAGGUGUCUAUAA
This is a messenger RNA of Rhopalosiphum maidis (corn leaf aphid), 1296 nucleotides long. Its product is annotated as androgen-induced gene 1 protein-like. Gene Ontology annotation, cellular component: endomembrane system; membrane. The transcript is spliced from 5 exons. Bases 396 to 1130 code for a protein of 244 amino acids. Lineage: Eukaryota; Metazoa; Arthropoda; Insecta; Hemiptera; Aphididae. The record is from RefSeq and is a predicted model, not a curated record.